AUGUCCUGCACAAGCGGAUCCUUCCGCUGGCAGCGAGCACUGCUCCUGCCCUGCCUAUUGCUACUGCUGAAUCUCGCCCGCCAGUGUGACGCUCAGUGUGUCGGUGGUGUAAGCCACCGGCUUAAAAUGAGCGCCCUGCUUGACUCCAUCUAUCCACCGUGGCCGGCAGGCUGUGUGUCACGUGCGGCCGGUGGGAAAUCCGAUGAGCAGACACCGAUCGACGAACGGUUACCGGUCGACUGGGACAGUUUGAUGAUAUCCGCAAACGAAACUGCGCCACAUCAGCCGAACCUAACCGAUACGGCGGACUAUUUGCUGGAUGUGACAGUGCACCGGGAGCUGGACGACAGCGUACCGGUUCGGGAUGAGACGAUGAGCGCUUCCGAAGCUGGAUACAUAACCUCACUGAACAGGAAGAUGUUCAGCAUCAACGUACCCUUUAACCCUGCAUACAGUGAGCGCGUAUCGGAGGAAUGUAAGCACCAAUCGGCACUGUUCUUCCGCUCGUAUGCCGCAUCUGAGCUGUGGGCGCUCCGAAUGCACGACGCAAGUGCAAAAGUGGGGCAGGGCAUCCUGAACGGUAACAUCAACCAGUACGGUGACUUUGACCAGUGUCUUAACAUCCAGCAAAAGCUGCCCCAAGGCGAUGGUUUACCGACCGACGGGGAAACAAUCCGGGGGCGCUACUGUAUGGCCGAGGUACAACCGACCAUUAAGCCCAACACACAGGUGUUGAAGCAUCUGUUCGAUUUGAUCCAGGCGCACGGUAUGCUGAAGAGCAAUUUGAAUGAUCCCGGACACCGUGUUCCCCGAUUCUCCACCGUACACUGGGCUCUGUGCGUACCGGCUGGCUGUACAGCAAACGAUAUCCAGCAAUCGCUCGGAGAGUUUCUGCGCGCAUACGUCACCGACACCGGUCUGCAGACGGAGGUGAAGGUACAUCCGGCACUCUGUCAGACGAAGCACUACAUCUGGCACGAAUACUUCACCGACCGGACGGUGCUCGUAUGGUACGGAUUCCUGGCGUACGGUUUGUUAGUGCUAGCGUCCACCCUGUACGAUCUAAAAGUCCAAAAGAAAGUGGAAUGGUUCACGGUGUUUUCACUGAUCAAAAACACCCGAUCGAUACUGAGCUUCAAGGAGGAGCGGAACGAUAUCGCUUGCGUCCACGGUAUACGCUUCCUGAACGCGAUGCUGCUACUGAUUGCCCACAAGUCGAUGGCACUGUUCUUCAACCCGUACGUAAACCGGACGGAAAUGAGUGAGGUGUUGGGUCAACCGUGGACCGUCAUUGGAAGGGCGGCAGCCAUCUUUACCGAUCCAUUCAUCAUGUUCAGCGGCUUUCUCACCACGUUCUCCUUCAUCGAACGUCUUCAGAGGGGCCAACGGGUACGGCUGCAUCAGGAGUACAUUGGACGUCUGUUGCGCAUCGUCCCACCGCUCGGUGCUCUCAUACUGUUUUGUACCUUCGUGCUGCCGUUCCUAAGCAAUGGACCGCUGUGGAAUCUCGUGGUGACAAACCAUGGCGAUAUCUGCAAGCAGUACUGGUGGCGCAACAUGCUCUUCAUACACAACUACUUCGGCUUCAAGAACAUGUGCCUCACGCACACCCACCACGUCGGCAUCGAUACGGAGCUGUUCUUCGUCGCACCGUUGUUCAUUUACUGCGUGUGGAAGUGGCCCCGGCGCGGCAUGAUAGGACUGCUGACGGUAGCACUCAUCACCACCGUGCAUCGGUUUUACGUCACGUACAGCUUGCGGUUGGCCAACUACGUCUACUUCGGCACGUCGGUAAAGCAACUGUUCGAAACCGCCGACUAUAUGUACACACUACCGUACUUUCGCGUCACCGUCUAUCUGAUGGGCAUUAUGCUAGGAUACGCUUGCUCCAAGUACAAAACGAUGAAACUCACCGAGAAACAAAUGAAAAUUGGAUGGUACAUCAGUACGCUUUCGAUUGCUGUCGCCUUCUUUGGACCGGCACCGAUGGGCUCGAUGCAUUACGUGUACGAUCCGCUGCAUGCUGCCAGCUACGCUGCCUUCUCGCCGAUCGCCUGGUGUCUCUUCUUCGCCUGGACCGUCUUUACCGCCCAUCUCGGCUAUCGAAACUGGGUAAUAGAUAUGUUUUCGUGGCGUGGCUUUCGCAUCACCACCAAAAUUUCAUACGCCAUCUACCUGACCCAGUUUCCGAUCUUCUUCUACAACGUGGGACGCACCAGGACGCCGCAAUUUUUCGAAUUCUGGCCAUCCGUUAUCUUUAACACCAACGAGUAUAUGGUCGUGUUUUUGGCCUCGUUCCUGUUGACGGUUUUGUUCGAGACGCCGUUCAUUAAUGUGAAGAAGAUGCUGUUUAGCAGGAACGGCAGCAGCAGCAGCAAUGUGACGAAAGCUGAAGGAGGUAGGUUAAGUAUGGAUGAAGCUUCGUUAACAGCACACCGAACGACGACACCAUUGAAGACGACCAGCAGCGACAUGAUGGUGGAUGAGAAUGAAAAUAGUAGUAGGUCUAGUGAUCGGUUUGUAAGUAAAUUAAAUGGAUAG
Anopheles maculipalpis is the source of this 2541-nucleotide messenger RNA. RefSeq names its product nose resistant to fluoxetine protein 6 (gene drd). Gene Ontology annotation, molecular function: acyltransferase activity, transferring groups other than amino-acyl groups. The record is from RefSeq and is a predicted model, not a curated record. Lineage: Eukaryota; Metazoa; Arthropoda; Insecta; Diptera; Culicidae. Bases 1 to 2541 code for a protein of 846 amino acids. The transcript has 10 exons.